Messenger RNA from Enterobius vermicularis (human pinworm), 1098 nucleotides. The record is from the annotation of a GenBank genome assembly. NCBI's taxonomy places the organism in Eukaryota, Metazoa, Nematoda, Chromadorea, Rhabditida, Oxyuridae.
CUGUUUUCAACAACAUCGAAUGAAAUUCUUGUUACCUCGGUGGACAGGAAAAAGGUGGUAACCCUUAACAGACCAAGGGCUCUAAAUGCAUUAAAUCUGUCUAUGGUACGCCAGUUUUACUCGCUGUUAAAGAAAUGGAAUAGUGAGCGGAUUGCUUCACUAGUCAUACUGAAGGGAGCUGGAGAUAAAGCGUUUUGUGCUGGCGGUGACGUUAUUGCGGUUACCAAAUCAGCAAAGGCAAAUGACCCAUCGUUAACGGUUCAUAAAGAUUUUUUUCGAGAAGAAUACCUGCUCAAUCAUCUAAUAGGAGUCUGUGAAGCGCCAUUCAUCUCUUUGCUCAAUGGUAUUACCAUGGGUGGAGGUUGUGGUGUUUCAAUACAUGGCGGAUUCAGAGUAGCCACUGAAAAGACGGUUUUAUCAAUGCCUGAAACUGCUUUGGGCCUAUUCCCUGACGUUGGAGGAUCCUACUUUCUUUCUCGUUUGAAACAUAAGUUGGGGAUCUUCCUUGCACUUACGGGAUACCGUUUGCAAGGGGCGGACGUUUACCAUUCCGGCCUAGCCACACAUUAUGUUCCUUCGCAAAUGCUGCCAGCUCUUGAGAAAGACCUUUUGCAACUUAAAGAUGAGGAAGUUAGGGCGCAAACGAUUCGUGUUAAAUUAAAGAAAUAUAAUGAAGACGACUUGCCAAAGUUUUCACUUGAGCCACACUUGGAGGAGAUUGAAGAUUUAUUUACUGCUCCAACCAUGGAAGGGAUUGUAUCAAAUCUUAAAAAAAGCAACAGUGAAUUUGCGCAAAAACAACUUCGCAUUAUUUCCAAGAUGAGUCCGACGUCUCUCAAAGUUACUCUUCGCCAACUCCUUGAAGGAGCAAAGAUAAACUUUUCUGAAGUAUUUACUAUGGAGUACAGGCUCUCUCAGCGUUUUAUGCUUGACCACGAUUUCCACGAAGGAUGUCGCGCUAUUUUAAUUGAGAAGGACCGUAAACCACUGUGGCAACCCUCGCAAUUAGAGGACGUUACUGAGGAGAUGGUCAACAAAUAUUUUGAACCUCUUCCGGAGGGUGAAGAUUUGUUAAUAAAAGCCGACACCCACAAGUGA